Diabrotica virgifera virgifera (western corn rootworm) is the source of this 13196-nucleotide messenger RNA. Its product is annotated as cytokine-like nuclear factor N-PAC. Gene Ontology annotation, molecular function: NADP binding; NAD binding; oxidoreductase activity, acting on the CH-OH group of donors, NAD or NADP as acceptor. The coding region runs from base 56 to 1696 and encodes 546 amino acids. The record is from RefSeq and is a predicted model, not a curated record. The transcript is spliced from 11 exons. Lineage: Eukaryota; Metazoa; Arthropoda; Insecta; Coleoptera; Chrysomelidae.
GAAAUACAAAUUUGCUUUAGUUUGAGAAAAGCUGUCUUAACGUAAGGUUGUAAUAAUGAGUUCCGAAAUAAACGUUGGUGAUUUAGUAUGGGCCAAAAUGAAGACAUUUUCCCCUUGGCCAGCUCGUGUUGUUCAGCCGGGUCCAAAUACUCCAAGUAAAACAGGAAAGAAAGACAUGCACUGGGUAUACUUUUUUGGAAGCAAAAAUUAUGCAUGGAUAGAGAGCAGUAAUGUAAAGCCUUAUGAAGAGUAUAAGGACAAGUUUAUUUCAUCUAACAAAUCGAGCACUACAAGUCAGUUCAAGAAAGCAAUUGUCGAAAUUGAAGAAUUCAGAGAAAAACUAGCUGAAGAUCCAAAUUAUGAACUACCUCUGCCUGAAAAUAAGACUCCUUCGAAGGAGAAAUCCGAGGAGGACCCUGAUAAGAAAUUCAACAAGCUUUUGUCAUCUAAGAAAUCAGUAAAGAAGUCACCCAAAAUAUUGAAAAUUUCAAAGACUAUAUUUAAUAAAAAAGGAUCAGGAAGCGAGACACCUACACAGAAGCGCAGGAGCCUCGAUGAUGGUUCUGGACCAUCCACGUCUAAGAAAUCUAGAAGAUCGUCCCCAAGGCUAGAAGAGAACGGAGUUCGCGACUACUCUAAACUUCAUGAUCUCAGUUCAGAUGCGAUGCAUCGUCGCGACGUUGGACUGGAGAUUUUAAACAGACACGCACUAAUGGAUGAACCCGAAGAAGAUACUGACUUUAAUUUAGGAGUGUCAUCAAAACUGCUGGAGACAAAAAAUAUAAAUCCUUCUACACUCAAAUUUGGCUUCAUAGGACUAGGUACUAUGGGCACGGGAAUCGUUAAGAACUUAAUUAACUCCGGACACAAGGUGAAUAUAUACAACAGGACGACAAAAAAGAGCGAUGAGUUCAAAGCUAAAGCAGAUCAAAAUAACGACCUAUCUGGUUUAGUAAAUACUUUCAUCACGCCCUGCGAUGUCAUGCAGAACAGCGACAUAGUUUUUAGUUGUGUUAGUGAUCCCACUAACGCAAAAGAAAACGUGGUAGGAAACUGCGGUAUAUUAAAGGCCGGCGAUUACCUCGAAGGCAAAGGGUAUGUGGAAAUGACUAGUAUAAAUCCGAAAGAUUCGCAGGACAUCUGUGAAAUGAUCCGAAGUAAAGGUGGUAGGUACUUAGAAGCUCAAGUGCAAGGGUCAAAAAGAGAAGCAGAUGAUGGUACUUUGGUCGUCUUAACGGCAGGCGACCAAGCCUUGUUUUUAGAUUGUCAGUCGUGCUUUAAGGCGAUGGGAAAAACCAGCUUUUAUCUAGGACCUGCAGGAGCUGCUUCUAAGGCUAGCCUGAUAUUACAAAUUAUUAAAGGGGUAAGUUUAGUUGGGAUGGCAGAAGCACUAGGCUUGGCGGAUCGAUGUGGUAUCUCAACAAAAGACGUUCUAAAAAUCUUCAAUCUAACAGAUCUUUCAUCCGAUUAUUUGUCCAACAAGGCGGAAAGCAUGAUGAACAAAGGUUACGACAAACAAGUUCAUCAAGCCCUCAAACACAUGCAGACCAAUCUGCGGUUGGUGUUAGAUAUGUCAGAGGAUUUUAAACAACCACUGCUGAUGACCUCCACAGCAAACGAACUGUACAAACAUGCCAGAAGGUUGGGCUGCGAUGACCGUGAUGUCUCUUGUGUCUACAUCAGGACGAAGCUCUAAAUGAUGUUUCAUUAUUCACAUAUUUUUAUAGUUUACAUUGUUUUUUAUACCAUGUUUUGUAUGGAAGGUUUUGUAACACAAACAACUUUAAUUUCAUUUCUUUUGAAAUAAUUUUAAAAUUAGUUUGAAUGAGAUAAAUAAUUAUUUUAUGUAUAAGACGUGGAAAACUAUGUUUUCUAAAAUUUCCUCUUAGUUUUUUAACGUAAGGCACCUUUCUGAAGUUUUUUUAUUUAUGGAUACAAUUACAAGCAUUGCAGCAAUCAAACUACAAAAAAUUCGACGCCACUUUAAUAAACUUUUUGGAGAGAACCUUAUGAGACAAUAGACGGAGAGGCGGCGCCGAAAAAUCUCUCUGAAUUUACUAAAGCUAGUUUUUCACAGUUGAUUACUGUGAUUGUGUAGAGAAACAUACUGCGGUCGGUCAAUCGAAACGUAGAACAGGUGGUACUGACAGCUUGUCAAAGUUGCUUACCUGCUGAAGUAAUUAAAUCCAUUUACUAAAGCUGAAAAUCAGUACACACAUUCCAAAUUGAAUAUAAAUAAAAGUUAUUAUAGUCGGCCAGCUGUAUGGCGGGACAGAUCCGGUCGGUCGGCCCCAAUGAAUGUACAGGGUUAUUCACUAUAUUUUGAUCCCCCUCUAAACUGCUUUAUUUACAGAAUUAGAAAAAAAUGUAAAAUACAAAACUUAUUCAAUUUUUAAAUUAUGAUUUUUUGACAUAUAUCUCGUACUAGUGACGUCAUCCAUUUUCAUUUAAAGACAUAGUCGAUUACGUCAUUAAGCCGAAAUGGAUGACGUCACUAGUACGACAUAUAUGUCAAAAAAUCAUAAUUUAAAAAUUGAAUAAGUUUUGUAUUUUACAUUUUUUUCUAAUUCUGUAAAUAAAGCAGUUUAGAGGGGGGUCAAAAUAUAGUGAAUAACCUUGUACAUUCAUUUUGGCCGACCGACCGGCUCUGUCCCGUCAUACAGCUGACCGACUAUAAUAACUUUUAUUUAUAUUCAAUUUAGAAUGUGUGUACUGAUUUUCAGCCUUAGUAAAUGGAUUUAAUUACCUCCGCAGGUAAGCAACUUUGAAAACCUGUCAGUACCACCUGUUCGCUUGACCGACCGCAGUAUGUUUCUCUACACAAUCACAGUAAUCAACUGUGAAAUAACUAGCUUUAGUAAAUUCAGAGAAAUUUUUCAACGCUGCCUCUUGGACUACAACGUGUAUAAUUUUUUAAGGGGACUUUUAGUUUCUAAAUUUAAAAAACUGAAUUUUUAAAUUUUUCUAAAAAAAAAACUAUUAUAUUUUUGGUUACAAUUUUUUUAUACAGUGUUAUAAAGGUUUCGAAGUUUACAAAAAAAUUUUUUUGCACUUUAGUUGAUUUUCACUACUGCAGGGGCGGCUUCCAAAAGAUGCAUUUUAAUUUAGGAGACACUUUUAUGCUUUCCUGUAACAGUUUUUUUUCAAUUCCAACGGGAUUCAAUUUAUGAGACUUACAAAUAAUAAGUAAACUUUUAAAAGGUUAUUUUUAUAUUUUCAUGGCUUCUAUGCGCGAUUUUUUGUAAAGAUAGAAACAACAUCUGUUUUGGGGGUGAAUUUACCCCAUUACUAAAAAGGUGGGGAUUUUUGUUUAACUUUUUAUAUAGGUUUAUUUAGUAGUCGUAUACAGUGAGCACGUAAAGGUUGGAAUAAAUUCAUUUUCUCGAGAAUGGACGAUUUUGGAAAAAAAUCCCGAAACAGGUCACUUUUUAUUUUUAAAUUGCGACUUUUCCCAUUCUCGUAUUCAUAGGUCUUUCAAAUCCUGGUUAAUACUAUUAAACCAUCCUUUCUACGUGUCCCAACCAACUCAGGCGUUUACUUCGUAUUUCUUUUAUGAUUGUCGGUCUAUUAAAAAUUCUAUUUAUUUCGUGGUUCAUUUUUAUACGCCAUUUCCCAUUUUCCUGUAUAGGUGUAUAUAUUUUCCUUAAAAUUUUUCUUUUCCAUCUAAGAAGUUGUUCCACUUGUUUAGUAGUCAUAGUCCAUGUUUCUGAUGCAUACAUUACUACAUGUCUCAUAAUUGUUAUGUGUAUUUUUACUUUUGAAUUAAUAGAUACUAAUUUCGACUUUAUGAUAUUCUGUAGGCUGUAGGUAGAAGCAUUUGUUUCCAAGUGAAAUUGCGCUGUUACCUCAUCACUGUUUUUAUUUCCUUUUGUAACUAAUGAUCCUAAAUAUUUGAAAGGGUUUAAUCUUGUCAAGAUAUAUGAGUGCCUUUCAUUUGUACUUUUUCCCGAGUUGUUUUGAAGUACUUUGUCUUUGAGACAUUAACUUCUAGAUUCUAGACCCAUAGUAUGUGCUGCUUCUUUAAAAUAUGUAUAAAUCUUUUCUAGGUCUUUUAAUGUCCAGCUGAUUAGUAAAUUUUGAGAAAAGUAUUUUUACUGUAGUUUUAGGAAUAAAAUUUAUUUUUCACUAAUCAACGAUAUCUGGUGCAUAUUGGGUGCCCUUACUGUCCAGAAAAAGCUGUAAAUGUUCGUUCAAAGCUUUUUCAUAAUUCUUCCCUCUUGUGAUAUGUCGCUACUUACUGUCCAGGAAAAGCUGUAAAUGUUCGUUCAAAGCUUUUUCAUAAUUCUUCCCUCUUGUGAUAUGUCGCUACUCCUUCUAUUGGCUUGAGCAACACGAGCUUCAUCGAUAUUUUCCGACCAUCUCGUUGCUAUUUGUCCAAUUUUUAUUCCCAUAAUAUGCAUGGAACGCAUCAUUAGAUAUUAAUUUUUUUUUUUCGAGGAACUAGGUAAUUUAGAAUUGUUUUCCGCAAUAAACUGAUUACCUUUACAUUGUGUUUUAAUAUCAUGCUUAUUUCGAUGUGUCCACUUACUUCGACUGCCUUUUAAAUAACCUCCAGAUCCAAUUUUUAGGAGUGUUAGAACCCAACUGUCGAAUUGCAGCUGCACAGGUCAGGCGUCUCGCGCGUUGUUUAAUACAAACGAGUUUCAGCUCAGGUAUGUACCGUGUAAUGCAGCUAGAACUUCGUUUCCAUUUCGAAUUUGUCAAUAAAAUUUUAGGACAGUAUUUAUAUGAUACUAAUUGAUGAUUUUACCUAAAAGACAAAAAUCGAUUUUUUUAAUUCAGAAAGAAAAAGUCCCCUUAAAUGAUUCAAUAGGAAGGUAGAAAGUCUGUUAAAAUAUCGACAUAAUUAAUUAAUCAUGUCAGGGCUUACAUCAAACUUAUAUUUUUUUAUCAUCCAAUCAGUUUUUCUUAUUUUUCCUUCACUAACCUUGUUCUUUAGCCCACAAUGUAGUGCCCUAUGUCGUAGCUGGGUCUCAGCGAUUUUUCAGAAUUUGCCUUUUAUUUUCAUUAGAUUGGGCCACACAAUACACUUCAACUUUUCUGUUUUUAUUCGUACGCAUUUUCUUCUAUUUUUAGGUUCAUAUCGUAUGUUCUGUUUGGUCACCUGUUUUAAUUCAUUCUUUCCACGUAUCCGUAUUGCAUGAUUUGUCAAGUUAUUUGUUGGUGAUCUCGUGUUACUCCUAUCAACACUCUAGUCUCUGUUUCUUAUAUGCACACAUUUUUCCAGCUCUUCUAUAGUUUCAGCGUUUUCUGUAUUUUUCUUAUUAGUGUUUUUAUACGUUCUAUAGUGGAUCUACAUAUUUCUAAUUUUGUUGAAGUAUUGGUUAAUAAAGUAUUAAAUUUAGUUUUUCUUUUAUUUUCACUUUUCCUUUCCAUAUUGGACUCUGUAUAUCCUAUUUAACAUAUCUGUAUAAAUACGCAUUUAAAGAAAAGAUCAAGAGAAGAAAAGUUGUGAAAGGUGGCUGAAAAACAUUCUACCAGUUUAAGGAUUUUGUAUUCUAGAGUCUCAGAUCGGGUAUAAAGUCUUUUAUGACAAUAAUUCAGAUUAGUAUACAGUGUGGGCCAAAGAAAACAGUCCACCUCGAUAUUUUGCAGUAUUUAUUAGAAUUUAAGGAAAUGAAGGAACAGGUCGAUUUUUGAUCUAAGAGGGACACAUUUUUAAGGUACAUACAUCUGUCAUUUGUCAACCCCUUCCUUUCCACUUCCCCCACCCCUUAUUUUUAAAUAGGGAAUAGGGGUCGUGUGCUAGCUCAUUUGAAAGGUUAUCCUAUUCUCAAUUCAGUAAUAUUAACAUUGACAUAAUUAUUUAUACAGGGUGUCCAAGAAAAAUUAUUUUGAAUUAAAUUAAUUGACACAAAAAGAAGAAUGUAAUUUAUUUAACUCAAAAUACAUUCUACUGCUGACAGAAAACAGAAAAAAUGUUUACAUAUUUGAUAAAUAAACAUUGUUGCUUAAAUUCAAUAUUCAACCUACCAAGAGGCAGAUGGGUGGCAGUUUGAAUAUUGAAAUUAAGCGAACAGUAAUGUUUAUUUAUCAAAAAACAUUUUUUUCUGUUUUGUUACGGCAGUAGAAUGUAUUUUGAAUUAAAUAAAUUACAUACAUUCUUCUUUUUGUGUCGAUUAAUUUAAUUAAAAUAUUUUUUCUUGGACACCCUGUAUAAAUAAUUAUGUUAAUGUUCAGAUUACUGAAUAGAGAAUUGAAUAACCUUUCAAAUGAGCUAGCACACGACCCCUAUUCCCUAUUUAAAAAUAAGGGGUGGGGGAAGUGGAAGGGAGGGGGUUGACAAAUGACAGAUGUAUGUACCGUAAAAAUGUGUCCCCCUUAGAUCAAAAAUCGACCUGUUUCUUCAUUUCCUUAAAAUCUAAUAAAUACUGCCAAAUAUCGAGAUGAACUGUUUUCUUUGGCCCACACUGUAUUUGGAUCGAAAAAAAAAUUUGAACAUAAAUUUGAUCUUUUACUUUUUUGCUUUUCAUUUGUCUGUCCGUCCGUCUUAGUUUACUGCAGAUACAUAAAAACGGAUUCUGCUUCAGAAUUGAAACUUAUGGAAACUGGAUGUUUAUAUUCUUUGUUAGAAAAACGUUAGACAGGAACCUAUCCUCGCCGUAUUUCCUACUUUAGUUGUUGUCAUUCUGCUUAUAUGAUCGUUCCAUUUCUCUUGCUUACCCAUACCUUGAUAUUUUCCACCUGGCAUCUCCGUCGUAUAUCUGUACUUCUAGCUCUGUCCCAUAGAUUAUUAUUAUUAUUACCAUCAUCCAUUUUUUUUAUGGUAUUUAUCUCUGCUGUAUCUAGCAUUCGUUUUGUCCUUUAUGUUAGGUCUUGUUUCUGCCCCGUAUGUUAUUAUCGCUGUAAUGGCUGUUUUGUAACUUCUGCUAUAAUUUCUUUCUCGAUAUUUUUAUUUCUUCAUAUUGUUUCAUUCAGCAACCUGCGGCUCUGGUUGCUCUAUUCACUUCAUCUUCCACUUCUGUUUUGAGCUCUCCCUAGCUAGAUAGUGUGUUCCCUAGAUAUUUAACCUUAGUAUAUGAUGUUAUAACCAUGUGUUUUGUGGGGAGAUUGUCAUGUUAAAUUUUCUGGCAGUUAUAUUUAAUGGCAGCUAAUCUUUAAAGCUCAACGUAGGUGGCGCUAGUGUAGUUGGAGGUCACGUCAACUGUCCAAAUCUAUAUAUUUCUAAGUAAAGAUUGCAUUUAUUUCGCUUUGUGAAAUUAAUUUUACAAAAUAAGAUGCCUCAGUGUUGUCAUGUACCUUUGUGCUCAUCUAUAACAUCAGGACAAAGGAUUCCCAAAGAAAAUCUGAUGAGAAAAAAGUGGAUUGUAGCAAUAAGAAGGGAUAAAUAUGUGCCGACAAUAAAUGCACGUAUCUGCAAUAGAUAUUUUGUUGAAACAGAUUACGUAUUGCUCCUGAAAUCGACUGCAAAAAUAUAAAUAGAUACUAUUUCUUUGUCUUUUAUUUUUUUGACAUUAUACACAUUAAGAUUAUCCAUAUUGUUUAUAAAUGGUAUUUUUCAGCCAAGGCUGGAACCAUAUUUGUCAAAAAACUCUUUGUCUUUCGGGAUUAUUUCAUAUGAAUUAAAUCAUUAUUUCUACUUAUACCGGGUGGUGAAUUGGAAAACGCGCCAUAGGAAACUCAAUGUAAAAUUCUAAAUUGUUGAAUUCCUGCUUCCCUAAUUAUUUUACAUCAAAAGUCAUGAGAAACCAUUUGUAGAGGAUUAAAAUCUGUAUUAAAAACAAAAGUUAAAAUUGUUCUACGAUUUAAACAGAGUCCAAAAUUUCGAAAAAUAGAAUACAUUUGCCAUACCUAAGUAAGUGCGUAAAAGUAAGGCCACACGUUACUAUUUCUGAGAGUACGCAAACUAUUGACUGAAUAAAACAUCUUUAUUAUUACUACUUUUUCCUCAACUGAGGAUAUCCUUUAGAAUUUAUUGUUUUUAAACAAUAAAAACGAUAAAAUAAAAAUGCUGACAGUUCAAAAUAUUAUUAAUAUAAUAAUUUGAUUGUUACCGAAGGCAACCCUAUACACAUUCUUGCACUGUGUGUGGCCUACAUUUGGCAAAUACUUUGAUACAAUUUAUUAUAUUUUACAAAAUUUUGGAAUGUGUUUAAUUCGUAGAACAAUUUUAAAAAUUGUUUUCAAUAAAGAUUUCAAUCCUCUACAAAUAGUUUCUCAUGUCUUUUGAUGUAGAAUAAUUACGGAAGCAGGAAUUCAACAGUUUAGAAUUUUACAUUGAGUUUCCUAUGGCCCGUUUUCCAUUUCACCACCCUGUAUAAAUACAUCUCAAUAUCUUUUGUUGUCCAAAAUUGAUGACAAAAGCACAGAGCUCACGACUAGUGACUAACAUCUGAGUUUGUAUCUACUUGAUAAUAGUAAUUUGAAUUAGAUUUCAAACAUAAUUAAUCAUUUUUCAUUUCUAAGUAUGGUAAACUGUCCGAAGUAAUCACUGAAUUUGUUAUUGAAUAGGAACACUUAACUUUUAGCACAGUAGUUAGUGAUCCCACAAGUCCCUCAGGAGAAGCAGCUCAAGGGAUGGUCUAAUAGUCUAAUGAAAUGAAAAGUCCACAAAUAAUGACAUGCUUAGUAUUUGCCUCCUCGUAGGCACGGAUAGCCAUUUUUCAUAUUUCUUACCCCAACCUGUUGCGCUAGAGCUUUUUGUUCAAUUUUAUGCAAGAUUUAGGUUCAGUAGUAAUUUUACAAAAGGUUUUAUAUUUUUUUUUUAUCUGUCAUGUGAAUAACUUUUUUCCAGUAAUUCUCGCAUUUUUUCUCAAUUCGCUUUUCAACUCAAAAUUAGUCCAAGAUCCGUAUUUUCUGCCAUAAUUUAUUAAAUCGCAAUAGUUCAAAUAAAAAUACCAUAUAAGCUUAAAGAACUGUCAAAAUGUGUUGACGUUGAUCUCCAACUACACUAGCGUCGCCAAGCGGGAGCAACGGCGUACAUAGCUGCCAUAGGGCUUUUCAUUCACAGUCAUUUGUUUCGAGCUUCUGUCAUGUGUCACAAUAUUAAUAUACAGUGCGUCCAUAAAGUAACGCAUAAAUUAAUUAUUUCGUAAACCGGCGACUUUAAGGAAAAAUCCCGAAACGGCUUUUUAUUUUUAAAUUACGAUUUUUUUGGCAUAUAUAUCAUACUAGUGACGUCAUCCAUCUGGGCGUGAUGACGUAAUUGAUGGUUUUUUUAAAUGAGAAUAGGGGUCAUGUGAUAGCUCAUUUGAAAGGGUAUUUAAUUCUCUAUACUCUAUUCACUAAUAUAAACACUAAAAUAAAUAUUUAUACAGGGUGUCCAAAAAAAUUGUUUAAAUGAAAUUAAUUGACACAACAAAAAUAAAUGUAUAUAAUUUGUUUGAUUCUAGAUACAUUUUAUGGACUUCUCUCAGGAAACAUAAAAAUGGUUAAUUUGAAAAAAUAAACAUUGAUUUUCGCUUAAACAUAAUGUUCAAAUUUCCAAGAGGUAGGUGGGUGGCAGCUUUAACAUUGAAUUUACGCGAAAAGCAAUAUUUAUUUGUCAAAUAAACAUGUUUUUCCUGUUUUCUGAUAACCAUAAAACGUAUUCUGAAUUAAAUAAAUUACAUACAUUUUUCGUUUUGUCUCAAUUAAUAUAAUUAAAAGAGCAUUGUUUGGACACGCUGUAUAAAUAAUUAUGUUAAUGUUUAUACUAGUGAAAAGAGAAUUGAAUACCCUUUUAAAUGAGCUAUCACAUGACUCCUAUUCUCAUUUAAAAAAAUCAUCGAUUACGUCAAAGUCCAGAUGGAUGACGUCACUAGUAUAAUAUAUAAGCCAAAAAAUUGUAUAUUAAAAGUAAAAAUCGACCUGUUUCGAGAUUUUUCCUUAAAGUCGCCGGCUUACGAAAUAAUGAAUUUAUGCGUUACUUUAUGGACGUCAUGCGUCACACGUUAUUGGUAUAUCCAAUGAUACAAACCAAAGACAUAUGACGUAAAUAUAAUAUUAUUAUGUGAAAAAUGACAGAAGCUCGAAACAAAUGACAAUCGAUGAAAAGCCCUAUUGGCACAGCAUACGUUGCAAAUCAUAUUCACUUCACAUCUGAUUCCUACUGAGUCUUCUGUAUAGCAGGUUAUUGUAAGUUGUUUUCCAAUUUGGUACCCUUAUUUAGUUCUUAUUUUUUUUAUUAUUUCAUGAUCAGGUUAAACCAGUGGUUCCCAACCUUUUAUAUCUGGCGACUCACCUUCUCAUGUUUUUUCAUAUUCGCGACCCAUCCCUCACCGAUGACGUUACGCUAUUUUGUACUCUGUACGCCACUCAGCUACUGUAAGAGCCACACCGCGACUCACCUGAAAUCUGUCCGCGACCCACCGGUUGGGAAACGCUGGUUAAACAAUAGAGCACUCAGGGAAUCCCACAUCCCACUGUCUUGUUAUCUUCACUGAGUAUAAGUUUUAUUGUGUUGUUUUGGUAGAUAUUUUCCAUUGUUUUCAUAGUUGUUAGAGGUAUCUGUCCUGCUUAUAAUAAAUGGGUAACGUCCUUUAAUUUAACCCUGUCAAAUUCCUUCUUAAGGUCCACGAAACAUAAAUAUAUCGUCGGUCGGUGCAUGAUCUUCCCGACAUUUCAAUUCCCCUUCCUCCAGCUUCUUCCUUCUCCCUUGUGGUGUCCACUUCAAAAUCUGUUUAGGGAUCCUGUCAUCUGUCAUGCUCUGUACAUGGCCGUACCUUAUUAUUUGUUUUGUUUUUAUUUCAUCAAUUAUUAUUGGAUGUGGUACUCCUAUCAUUUCUCGUAUUCUCUCAUUUGGUAUCCGAUCUCUUCUUGAUUUGCCUGAUGAUCUUCUCCAGAAGUCUAUUUCUGUUCCUAGUAACAUUUUCUUCGUUCUUUGUUUCAGUGGCCAAACUUCACUGCCAUAUGUGAUUACACUUAUAAGUAUGUUACUGUAUAUGAGCUGUUUGUUCGCUUUAUACAGGGUGUUUCAUUAACAAUUGACCAUAUCGUAACUGAAGAAAUACGAAGCACAAAAUACGAAGAUUUUACCCAAAACACUUACAUAAAAUAUUCUCCAUACCGAGAUACAGAGUGUUUUAUUACAAAUAUUCUAAAAUGAUUUUAGCCCAUGGUUAAAGCACCUUUUAAUAUUUUUUGUUCAAACUUGACACACAAUUUACACAUGCUAGCGUACUUUAACUAGUCUUACAAGAUAAUUUUCUGCUGUUACCAGAGGCUAUAUAUAAGGAUAUAUGAAGAGCAGAAAUUCCAAACGUUCUAAGUGCCUUUCGCUAUUUUUGUCAGGAAAGGAAAAAAACUGUCUAAGUCAUAGGUCGCGUGCUUUGAACAUUGUCAUUCUUUAGGUAGGCAACACACCACGCUUAACAGGGGUUUGGCACUUGUAACGCUUUAGGUCUAUUGGCGAUGGCACAUAGAACAUAUUUAACAGAAAUAUCUUAUUUUGAAAAAAAUGGCACUUAGAACGUUUGGAAGUUCCACUCUUCAUAUACUUCCUUUUCCCCCCUUACAAUCUACGCCACUGUCUUAAUAAUCAUUUCAGCAUGUUUUUUAUUCUUCGUUACUUUUUACGUAAAUAUCACCGUAUGUCUCAAUGCGAUAUAGUAAGUAGUUUUCAAGUUAUUUGCGUUUUAAUGUAAUGGAUUCAAUAAGAUUAUGUAUUUUAAACACAUAAUCUUAUUGAAUGUAGUUUAAAGUAGCCUACAUAGUUUUAUGGAAUCCAUUAUCUUUAAACGCAAAUAACUUGAAAACUACUUACAUUAUCGCAAUGAGACAAAAGGAUGAUGUUUAUGUAAAAAGUAACAAGGAAUCAAAAAACAUGCUGAAAUGAUUAUUACGAGAGUGGCGUAGAUUGUGAGGGGGAAAAGGGGGCGAGAAUGAAGUAUAUAUCACUACAGCACGCCUCUGGUAACAGGGGAAAACUAUCUUUUAAGACUAGUUAAAGUACCCUAACAUGUGUAAACUGUGUGUCAACUUUGAACAAAAAAUAUUAAAAGGUGCUUGAAAAAUAUCAUUUUAGAAUAUUUGUAAUAAAACACUCUGUAUCUCGAUAAGGAGGAAUAUUUUAUUUAAGUGUUUUGGGUUUUUUAAAAUCUUCGUAUUUUGUGCUAAGGUUCUCCAGUUACAAUAUGGACAAUUGUUAAUGAAACACCCUGUAUAUUGUUUGUUCCCACCGUUUGUAGUUGGUGUGUGACGACAUUGAUAAAACAAUGACAGUGACCUAGAAGAAAAAACAACCUAAGACAGAGGAGCAUGCAAAAUGGAAACUCAAGAGGUGGUAACAGCCGCAAAGUUUUCUGUUUUAGAAUUUUGUCCCACAUAUCAGAAUCAGUCAUGACUUUUUCUGUGAUAAUAGAUUUGGCAGCUUGUAUUUGAUGUCUAACGUACAAAGUAGAAACGUCAUCCCUUGAGGAAAACUAUCACUCUUGAGGAAUGGUUUUUCUUACGUAAUUAAGGUUUUCUGUAGUACAAAUUCUUCCAUACAAGUUUAUUAAUCUAGUAAUAUAAUUUUUAUAAAUAUUAGUUUAAGAACAAACCUAAUUUUUAUAACAUAAGCCAUUUGUUUCUUUAUUGUUUAUAUAAGCAGAAUGCAUUGUUUAGUGCCUGUACAAAAACUAUAGUUUAGAUUUAUCUGAAGGAAUAAGUGCAAGUGCAGUUUUAUAGUGUUUUUGCAAUCUCAGGGGACUAAUAAAAUUGGAGAAGCAGGCAGUUUCAGGUGUGGGUGCCUUGGUGUCGUAUGUCUAUAUUUUUUUAAUAGUGACAGGUUGUCAGUCUACAUUAAAUGUUUGCAAAAUAUAUUGUAUAUCUACAAAAUAUUUAUAAAUUAGCCCAUCGUUGUUUUUUCAUAUGGUAAAAAUAUUUUUUUAUUAAUAUUUAAGAUUUAACCUCAAAUAAAUUCCUAUUAUGUAUUACAAUUAAAACCCAGUUUUUUCAUUGUAAUAAGUAAUUUUAAUAAAGAUUGUAAUUUUAAGAACUCUGCAACCAUUUCUCCAGUAAAAAUCAUUUUGUAAAAAUGAAUUUAUCUUCAGAUUUUCAGAGUUAAAAAUUGUAUAAGAAUCGGCAAAACAUUUUUAGUGGCAGUCUCUAUUAAAAUAUAUUUUUGUUUGAGGCACCCAUGCUGUAAAUUUGCUUAAAAUUUUGAUUUAUUACUGUGUCCCAAUUGCGAAAAAAUUAUAAGUUUUUCGAUGAAAAACUUUUUAUUUUAUUAGUGUUUUAUAUCAUAAUAAAUUGUAUUUGAUCUGAAUAGAUAAAUAAAAGUAUAAUUCACGUCA